AUGCAGACCAACAAAGCCCGUGAAAAAGAGGAGAGCGCCAUCAGCGACGCGGAACGAGACACCGAUGCCGGCGGCCAGGCAAUCCACGACGAAGAGACGGCCGAGUCAGCCGAGACGGCCCGGGUCGUCGACCGCAUCGCCGAGAGGCAGCUGUGCCGCAGGUUUGACAUCCGCAUCCUGCCGGUGCUGGCUGUCAUGUAUCUUUUCAAUGCCAUCGACAAAGGCAACCUGGGCAACGCCGAAACCGCCGGCCUCAACCUCGGGUUCCAGCCCGGCCAGUACAAUCUCGUCAUCUCCAUCUUCUUUGUGCCCUACGUGGUGUUCGCUCCGCCCGUCGCCAUGAUCGGGAAGCGUUUUGGUCCCGCCAUUGUCCUACCCAUUCUCAUGUUCGCCUUUGGCUCCAUGACGCUGUUGUCCGCGGCAACCACCAACUUUGGGGGCUUGUUCACGGUACGAUUCCUCCUGGGCAUGGCCGAAGCCGGCUUCUUUCCGCUCGUCAUCUUCUAUCUCACCACUUUCUACCGGCGCGGAGAGCUGGCGCGGCGACUGGCCAUCUUCUACGCCGCGUCAAACAUCGCCAACGCCUUCAGCGGCCUGCUCGCGUUCGCCGUCUUCCACAUCCAGUCGUCGCUGCUCAAGUGGCGGUACCUGUUCCUCAUCGAGGGCGCCGCGUCUUACCUGCCGCGGAGCGCUGCCGAGGCCAAGUUCCUAGGGGAGGGGGAGAGGUCGCUCGCCUUCUACCGCAUCCAGAUGGACUCGUCGUCGGUCGUGGGCGAGAAGCUCGACAUUCGCGACGCGCUCCAGAUCUUCCGCCACCCGGCCACGUACUGCUUCAUCCUGAUUGAGAUCUGCCUCGGCGUUCCGAUCCAAUCCGUCGGGCUCUUCAUGCCGCAGAUCAUCGCGAGGCUCGGCUACGACACGCUCAAGACGAACUUGUACACAGUUGCGCCCAACGUCGGCGGCGCCGCGGUCCUGCUGAUCCUCGCCUUCAGCUCCGACCUACUGCGCAUCCGCUUCCCGUUCAUCAUGCUCGGCUUCUUGCUGACCUUUAUCGGGUUCAUCAUCUACGCGGCGAUCGACGACGUGCAGGCGCACUUGCAGCUGGCCUACUUUGCGACCUUCAUGAUGGUUUGGGGCACGUCGGCGCCGUCGGUGCUCCUGUCGACGUGGUACAACAAUAACAUAGCACACGAAGGCCGUCGUCUCGUGCUGACGGCCGUCGGCGUACCCUGCGCCAACGUCAUGGGGCUCGUUUCCAGCAACAUCUUCCGCGACGCAGAGAAGCCAAAGUACGAGACGGCCCUCGUCACCACGGCCGUGUUUGGCGCCACUGGAGCCCUCAUUGCCGGCGCCCUCGGCUCCUACAUGGCCUUUGACAACCACAGACGCAACCGAAAGGCCGGCGUCAAGACCACGGCCCGCCAUGUGCCGACCAAGCGCCUGCGUGACGGGCCUGGUGUGCCCGAGUUUCGGUGGCUUCUGUGA
Molecule: messenger RNA, 1485 nt
Organism: Lasiosphaeria miniovina
Lineage: Eukaryota; Fungi; Ascomycota; Sordariomycetes; Sordariales; Lasiosphaeriaceae
Product: MFS transporter
Exons: 4
Coding region: 1-1485 (494 amino acids)
Biological process (GO): transmembrane transport
Cellular component (GO): membrane
Molecular function (GO): transmembrane transporter activity
Source: RefSeq, a predicted model, not a curated record